Molecule: messenger RNA, 4302 nt
Organism: Sceloporus undulatus (fence lizard)
Lineage: Eukaryota; Metazoa; Chordata; Lepidosauria; Squamata; Phrynosomatidae
Gene: CDH8
Product: cadherin 8
Exons: 11
Coding region: 201-2600 (799 amino acids)
Biological process (GO): calcium-dependent cell-cell adhesion; homophilic cell-cell adhesion; synaptic transmission, glutamatergic
Cellular component (GO): synaptic cleft; catenin complex; axon terminus
Molecular function (GO): cadherin binding; calcium ion binding
Source: RefSeq, a predicted model, not a curated record
UUUGAGGACAAUAAAUCCACAUGGAGUGUGUUUCUACCAUCUAAGUCAUUUCUAUUUAUGUUUACUGAGCUCUAGACACAUGAUGGAACUGUAAAUAAAUAUAUAUUUUUUGGCUGCACGAUGAAUCGGAUGACUACAAUCUGGAAGAAAGCAAAAUAAUUGUUUCAUUGUCGGCGGCGAUUUGCUUAGUGGAUGGAACAAUGCCAGAAAGGCUAACAGAGAUGUUUUUGGAUAUGUGGGCUCCAUUAGUAAUAUUAUGGAUUACUGCAUUCCCAUCUGUGUACAUGACUCCUAUGAAUCAUGCUCAAGUGUUACCAAUCCGAUCCAGUAGAGGACUCAGUGAGUUAAGUGAAGAACAAAGACUGCUGAACCGUACAAAGAGGGGCUGGGUAUGGAAUCAAAUGUUUGUCUUGGAAGAGUUUUCUGGACCAGAACCUAUAUUAGUUGGUCGGCUACACACAGACUUGGAUCCUGGAAUGAGCAAUAUCAAGUACAUUCUCUCAGGUGAUGGAGCUGGGACUAUCUUUGUGAUCAAUGACAAGACAGGGGACAUUCAUGCAAUGAAAAGGCUUGACCGAGAAGAAAAGGCAGAGUAUACACUGACGGCCCAAGCAGUCGAUAGGGUUACAAACAAACCUCUAGAGCCUCCUUCGGAAUUCAUUAUUAAGGUCCAAGACAUCAAUGACAAUCCACCAGAAUUUGUUGAUGGUCCAUAUCAUGCAACUGUUCCAGAAAUGUCACUUGUGGGUACUUACGUGACUAAAGUGACAGCCACUGAUGCUGACGAUCCUGUUUACGGAAACAGUGCCAAGCUGGUCUAUAGUAUCUUGGAAGGGCAGCCUUACUUUUCAGUUGAACCACAUACAGCUAUUAUUAAAACUGCUCUUUCAAAUAUGGACCGGGAAGCCAAGGAGGAAUAUACUGUCGUCAUCCAAGCAAAAGAUAUGGGUGGGCACAUGGGUGGACUGUCUGGAACGACCACCGUGACAAUUACUCUGACUGACGUCAAUGACAAUCCUCCCAAGUUUGCACAAAGUUUGUAUCAUUUUUCAGUCUUGGAAGACAUUGCCAUUGGCGAACCAGUCGGAAGGGUUAAAGCAAAUGACCUGGAUAUUGGUGAGAAUGCUAAAUCAUCCUAUGACAUUAUUGAAGGAGAUGGAAUGGAUAUCUUUGAAAUCACCUCAGACUCCCAGACACAGGAAGGCAUUAUUAGAUUGAGAAAGCCUCUGGACUUCGAGACCAAAAGAUCCUAUACUCUAAAGAUAGAAGCCACUAAUGUACAGGUUGAUCCACGUUUCAUUGGUGUGGGACCUUUCAAGGAUACAGCGACAGUAAAAAUCGUAGUAGAGGAUGCUGAUGAGCCUCCAGUCUUUUCUUCGCCAACCUACCUUCUGGAAGUGCAUGAAAAUGCGGCUAUUAACUCUGUGAUUGGUCAAGUGACUGCUCAUGAUCCUGAUGUAUCUUCAAGCUCAAUAAGGUUUUCUAUUGAUCGGAACACUGACCUUGAGAGACAAUUCAACAUUAAUACACAAGAUGGAAGAAUAACAUUGGCAACCCCACUGGAUAGAGAAACCAGCACAUGGCACAAUAUAACCAUUGUAGCAACGGAAGACAGAAACCCCAGUCAAAUAUCUCGAGUGCCUGUCGCUAUCAAAGUUCUCGAUGUAAAUGACAACGCUCCCGAACUUGCAUCUGGGAAUGAAGCAUAUUUGUGUGAAAAUGGAAAAACCGGAAAAGUCAUUCACACCAUGAGAGCCAUUGACAAAGAUGAUCCUAGAAACGGACACUAUUUUGUUUAUAGCCUUCCACCUGAAAUGAUCAACAAUCCCAAUUUUACAAUUGAGAAAAACCAAGAUAAUUCACUCAACAUUUUGACAAAACGUAACGGAUUCAGCCGCCAGAAGCAAGAAGUGUAUUUUCUGCCAAUCAUAAUCAGUGACAGUGGAAGUCCUCCAAUGAGCAGCACCAGCACCCUCACCAUAAAGGUCUGUGGUUGCAGCAGUGAAGGUAUUGCCCAGUCCUGCAAUGCUGAAGCUUAUGUCCUUCCCAUUGGUCUCAGCAUGGGUGCGUUAAUUGCAAUACUAGCCUGCAUCAUUUUGCUGCUAGUCAUCGUGGUGCUGUUUGUCACUCUGAGGAGACACAAAAACGAGCCUCUUAUCAUCAAAGACGACGAAGAUGUGAGGGAGAACAUAAUUCGUUACGAUGACGAAGGUGGCGGCGAAGAAGAUACAGAAGCAUUUGACAUUGCAACUUUGCAAAACCCAGAUGGAAUCAAUGGAUUUUUGCCUCGGAAGGAUAUCAAACCUGAUCUACAAUUCAUGCCCAGACAGGGACUGGCACCUGUCCCAAAUGGUGUUGACGUUGACGAAUUUAUCAACGUAAGGCUUCAUGAAGCUGACAAUGAUCCCACAGCCCCUCCUUAUGACUCAAUUCAGAUUUAUGGGUACGAAGGACGAGGGUCAGUAGCUGGUUCUCUAAGUUCCUUAGAGUCUUCAACGUCAGACUUAGAUCAAAAUUUUGACUACCUCAGUGAAUGGGGUCCCCGUUUUAAAAGACUUGGGGAACUUUACUCAGUGGGCGAAAGUGACAAAGAAACUUGACAGUGGAUUACAAACUUCUUUUUUUCACCUUUGACUUAAACACUCAUGUAAUAUUCUAGGGCCACUGCUGUUAGUUAUGACUAAUGUGGCUUUUUGUUUAGGGGCAACUUUAGUGCCAGUCAUCAAUAAAAUCAACUACAUUGUAAUGUUGAACCAAAAAAAAGUACAUAAAACAGAAGUAUAUGUUAGGAGGUCUGAGUCUUGUGGAGUGUGAAGUGAAGUAUGUAGAGUGUCUAGAAGUCUUUGGAUAUUCUAUAUUCACAUGACCACUCUGAAGAUGGGGUUCGGGUUGUUGGUUAUCUUUGGUGACAAGGGUGGAUAUGAAAUGGAAAAAGAUGCUUCCUUGCAUAAUGACCCUCUCUGGAUUGUUGCUGAGGAAGAGUAUCUUCAUAUCUUCUAACAGUUCGUAGAGAGCCAAUGGUUUUGUUUCUACAUUGCCAACAAAGAUUCUACUACUACUGCUACUGCUACUACAAAACAAAAAGGAAUGUCAACAAAGCAAUAUCUGGUCUUCUUUGCAACGCAGAACAAUGAUUUUUAAAAAAGCAUUGGUAAUGUUUCUUCUGGCCUCAACUGUGCAGUGACCACAACUUGUACAUAGGGUAACUGUUGGCCACAAAAAACCACAGACUAAAUAUCACCUUUGUGUCAAGCCUUAAAAUAUUCACAUGUUCUUAAUUCAUUCCAGUGACAGGAUCCAAGCUCCACAGUUGUGCAAAAGUCCAACAGAUGAGAGGAGAAACUGAAACUUCUCUGCUUUUAAAACAGAACGGAUUGUUUUCUAGAAUGAUGACUCCUAUCAUCUACUUUGUCUUCUAUAGGGAAAAGGGGGAAAUAUCUGUGAUAGAAGAUGGACUCACGUGUUAUAAAACAUAAGCUGAUUUUAUUGCUAAAGAACAAAUUUAUUUGUUUAAUCCUUGAAAUAAAUAUUUUAUUGAUGUCCAUUACUGCUUUUAUUUAUUAAGAUUGGUUGAGCAAGAGUAUAAGGAAAGAGUAACCAUCUAAAUUAUAUCCAUUAAUAAAAUGUUAAAAUUAUUUGUUCUAUAUAUAAAAUGAAUGUUAAAUGAAAUGUACAUUUUUCUAAGAAACGAAUGCAAGGGACGUUAGCAGUUGCAAAGCUAGAAGUGAAUGCUGGCAGGGUGAAAGGCGUUCCAGAGGAAAAAGUCACUUUGGACCAUUUUAUAUUUUCUUCAUGCAAUGAAUAAUUAGUGUUUUCAUAGAAGCACAAGCAACCGGAAACAAAUUGGUUCGUCUAAAUAUUUAAAAAACAAAGAAACCAACAACUCUAAGACUCUUAAAAGUCCACAUAUUGCACCAUGGUGUCAAACCUACUUAUAAUUUUUCACCAUAUUAGAAGAAGAUCCGGUGUGUAUAUAAAUUUCCUGCUUAUCUUUUAAAUCUUUUUUUAAUAUGAAAAAGAGCCUUUAUGGUUAUGCACAGGGAUCUCGCUCACAAAAAAGAACGGCAUUUUAGAGGUUGUUGACAUCCUCGGUUUGUAACGGAAACUUACUAUUUAGAAGUAGCAGCAGUAUAAUAAAAUUAAAUAUGACAUUAAAAUGAUAUUUUAAUUUUUUUUUCUAUUUUAUGUUUUGGUUUGAUGCUAUUAUUUUGUUUAUUUACUCCAUGUAUUGUAGUCACAAAACGAAAACAAAACAAACUCCUGUAUCGUUUCCUACUUUGUGGAAAUAUAUUUUUAUAAAUA